Molecule: messenger RNA, 470 nt
Organism: Penaeus indicus
Lineage: Eukaryota; Metazoa; Arthropoda; Malacostraca; Decapoda; Penaeidae
Exons: 3
Coding region: 47-376 (109 amino acids)
Source: RefSeq, a predicted model, not a curated record
UGGAGUAAAAAGUCUCUGUUGACAACAAGCACAGCAGAUCAACACAAUGAAACUCUCGAUCCUCCUCCUCGUCGUGUGCCUGAGCCUCGCCCUCGGCCGCCCCAGCACCGUGAUUGACUUCGAGGGCGAGGAUCACGAACACACUCAGGAGGGCGAGGCGGGGAGAGACGUCGAAGGAAUGUACAGCUGGACAUCCCCAGAAGGAGAAAAUUUCAAAGUCAUUUACGUGGCUGACGAAGACGGCUAUCGUGUCGUAGAAUCCAACGCCGUUCCUGUGAAUGCUGACGGAGUGGCUGCGGACGGGAAUCAGGGGUCAUUCACCUCAGAAGAAGGCGAAGGAGGAGAUGAGGGAGAAGGAGAGGAAGAAGAACGGUGAUGAGGGGGGGGGGGAGAUGAGAUCGAGAGAGAUCAUUAGAAUUAGGAUGCUUGUUGUUUAACGUCGAUGUUGAAUAAAGUUAAUUUAUACUGUU